CCUUUCAAAAUACAUGUUUCUAUUUAAACCACUUAGUUAUUGUUUGAUUGGAGCUCUUAAAACAAGGACUCCGUGUUAUACCCUGCUGUGCCCUACCUAGAUCUGAGAGGAACGAUCAUACAGAGCAUGAUUCCACAUCGACACCUCACACAUGAGAAACAUGACGAGACACUGGUAACAAUCACCCACGAGUGCGAAGAUUAUGAAAGGUGUGAGAGCAUGGAGCUUGAUUACAAAAUCCGGGAUCUGAUAGCAGGUGGCCCAGAGACCACAGCCAGCCACAGAAAUGUCCAUUCUCCAAAGACUCUCAGAAAAACAGCUUCCUUGUCUUCCCAGGACAUGUCUGGACUGAGUGCGGCUGGAGCUUGCAUGGAGCACACAGAGUGUGCUCCACCAAGAGGAAACGACUUGACAAAUUCUCUUGAACGAAAGAUAAAACACUUGGAAAAACAGAGACAAGAGCUCCUGGAUGUCAAUCAACAAUGGGACCAGCAAUUCCGAAAUAUGAAAGAGUUAUAUGAAAGAAAGGUCCUGGAGCUGAAAACUAAACUGGCGGCCACAGAAAACACUCACACCCUAGUGAAGGAACAGAAGCAGAGUGUGACAGAGGGCGACAGGCAGCUCGAGAAGGAAAAGGACAGCCUAAGGAAAGAAUUACAGGCACUGAAGAAGGAGAAUAAGCUGUUGAAAGAAAACAACGCUCUGGCCAACAGGAAGAAAGAGCAUUAUGCCUGUGAAAUUAAACGCCUCAAUAAGGUUCUUCAAGAUGCCUUGACCAUUGGCUGCUCUCCGCUUUCUGAGGACUCAGGGAAGUGUAAAGGCAGGUGCAGCCAUGCAGAGAUGAGAACAGAGGUGGAAUGGCACAAGCAGCAGCCAGCCUAUCAGUGGAAUGCUCUCAGCCAGCUUCCUCCACGUGUACAGCACAAGGCACAUGGUUUCUCCUCAGAAAGGAAAACCGACCUGUAGCAUUAUGUUAGCAGAGAAGAGCAGAGGGCCGUGAGCUCUCAGCUGUGACCGCUUUGCUGCUUCAGGACAGCUGUGAACGUUCUCCUUCGAGAUCUGCUCCCAGUUACCUUCUCUGUGGCCCUCCUAGGGGAAACCUCAUAGUGGUUCCAGUCAGGACCACUGGGACCCAGUAGAACUCUACAGACAAGUCGAGCUUCUCUUCUCAAAUGACACAGGACAUGAUGACAUGCUCCUCCUCACAGCUCUCCUCAACUAACUACUGAUGGCUUUGCAAAGAUGCCUCCAGGAUUGAGAUGACUCCAGCUCUGGUGCUGGAGAAUGUACAGUUCUUAAGCCAGGCACAGUGGUGCAUCUUAUAAUUCCAUGAGAAAUUGCUGCAGGAAGAUUGUAACGAUUUCAAGGCCAGCCUGGGUUGCAACACAAACACCACAUAAGCCAAUUAUGCAUCUCAAAAAAUUAGUAAUACACCGUGUAGUCCCUGGAAGAAAACUUUUUUCUAUAAUGGCUAAGUUAAUUCUUCAGUGGUUUGACAGUUGGACUAGGUGAUAAGUUCAUUAUUAUUGAACUGAAACUACAUGAAUUUUAAUAGACAAUCAAAAGACCUACAGACUCCCCUGACUAAAAAGAGUGAGUCAAACUAAAUAAAAUGACAAACAUGAAAUUGCCCUUCCAGUGGAUCAUUUUUAUGCUCGUCAGAAGUUAUGAGCCUCUUUCAUCUUUUGGUAACAUGCAUUAUGAAAAGGAACUGUCCUGACAGGAUGGUGACGGCCACCUUCUGUCUAUAUGUAGUCAGCCAGAAUUGCCAAAAACAGCCUUUGAGGUUCUGUCUUUUUGCCAGCCUGUGAAUUUGAGCAAUGGUUGAAGAAAUUUGACUAUGACCUUUUGAACUUAUUAACCUAAAAAUAACACAUAUAUACAUUUUAUUGCAGUUGAAUUGCAAAGUGACCUAACAGAUUUCUUAAAAAGCCAGCAGUUUUAAAAGCAUUAAGUUCAUCUUCUGUAAGAUUUUGCUCAUGUCAGCUUGAGUUUCUGUUUGUAAGGAUGAAUGUUCCUGACAAGAGUGUGAGAACUGCACAUAUCUAACACUUCUAGAUGAACCUAAAUAGAACCAAUAACAUCCAGCAAACAUGUGCAAAGAAAACUACCGGAUCUAUCUAUCUUCGCUUCCAUAAUUAUGCAGCUUGUCUAACUCAAACUAUUUUUGUUUUAAUUUGUGGGUACACACUGCAUAAUGAGAAGGUAAAAAAGUCCCAGGAAACUGAGCAUUUCCCCUUCGGUCUUUAUCUAUGGUGUAACUUAACCCUUAAGAGAAGCAGAAUGGACAAGCCUCUUCCGGUCAGAAAAGCACCGGGGUAGCUAGGGCACAG
Messenger RNA from Mus caroli (Ryukyu mouse), 2333 nucleotides. RefSeq names its product TNFAIP3 interacting protein 3 (gene Tnip3). Lineage: Eukaryota; Metazoa; Chordata; Mammalia; Rodentia; Muridae. The record is from RefSeq and is a predicted model, not a curated record. Gene Ontology annotation, biological process: regulation of transcription by RNA polymerase II; cellular response to lipopolysaccharide.